This is a messenger RNA of Didymella exigua CBS 183.55, 1671 nucleotides long. RefSeq names its product D-lactate dehydrogenase mitochondrial precursor. Gene Ontology annotation, molecular function: FAD binding; D-lactate dehydrogenase (NAD+) activity; D-lactate dehydrogenase (cytochrome) activity. The coding region runs from base 1 to 1671 and encodes 556 amino acids. The transcript is spliced from 10 exons. The record is from RefSeq and is a predicted model, not a curated record. Lineage: Eukaryota; Fungi; Ascomycota; Dothideomycetes; Pleosporales; Didymellaceae. Gene Ontology annotation, cellular component: mitochondrion. Gene Ontology annotation, biological process: lactate catabolic process.
AUGUUUCGUCAACCGGCUGCGAGAUUAAGACAGUCUACCCUGCCCCUUAUCAGACGUGGCAGCUCACGACCAAGAACGACUGGACCGAGCGAAAGUAUCAAGCCUGGACCCGUACAUGUCCAGAAAGCAUUUUGGACAACAGGCAGGGUACUGCUGUUCUCGGCUUUCACCGGCACAGCGACCUACUUGUAUGGAAUCAACGAUGCUUCGAAACUACAGCUACCAUGGAUGAAGUCUACAGGGCCGCAGUAUGCUCCCAAGAAAGAUAUGGAGAAGGCAGACUACCAAGCAAUCAAAGAGCUGAGAGCAGCAUUUGGUGAAGAUGCCAUCAGUACGGAUGAUGAAGACCUCCAUAGGCACGGCUACUCAGAGUGGUCAUCAAUCAACAUCGAUCAGCUUCCCGUCGCAGUCGCCUACCCCAAGUCCACAGAAGAAGUGUCACAGCUUGCGCAAGUGUGCCACAAAUAUAAAAUUCCCAUGAUCCCAUACUCCGGAGGUUCCAGUCUCGAGGCCAAUUUCUCCGCACCAUUCGGCGGCAUGAGCAUCGAUUUCGCAUUUAUGGACCAGGUGCUUGCGCUACACGCCGAUGAUAUGGACGUUGUGGUUCAGCCCUCUGUGCCAUGGAUGAGCCUAAACGACCAGAUCAAAGACUCCGGUCUGUUCUUCCCUGUGGAUCCUGGGCCAUCUGCCAGGAUCGGUGGUAUGGUCGGCACAAGCUGCAGUGGAACAAAUGCCGUACGAUAUGGCACAAUGAAAGAAUGGGUCAUCAACUUGACUGUAGUCCUUGCUGAUGGUACGGUCAUCAAGACAAGGAAGCGGCCAAGGAAAUCGUCAGCCGGCUACAACCUCACAAACCUCUUCGUCGGUUCAGAAGGCACGUUAGGCAUUGUCACCGAGAUCACACUGAAGCUGGCAGUCAUCCCUCCAGAGACCAGUGUUGCUGUUGUUACAUUUCCCACUAUCCGCGAUGCAGCAGCAGCAGCCUCUAAGGUCCUACGUGCAGGUAUCCCCGUAGCUGCAAUGGAGAUUAUGGAUGAUGUGCAGAUGGGUGUGAUUAACAAGGCUAGAUCAACGCACAGGAAGUGGAAGGAGGUACCCACCAUGUUCUUCAAAUUCUCCGGCACUAAAGCAGGAGUGCGAGAAAACAUCCAGCUAGUAAAGGACAUCUCGAAGCAGCACAAGAGCGGUGACUUCGAGUUUGCAAGAACCGCCGAAGAAGGCAAACAACUCUGGUCAGCGCGCAAGGAGUCUCUUUGGAGCAUGAUGGCGAUUCGAAGAGAAGGCGACGAAGUCUGGUCAACAGACGUUGCUGUCCCAAUCUCAAGACUGCCAGAUAUCAUAGAGAUUUCGAAGAAGGAAAUGGACGACCUCGGUCUCUUUGCCAGCAUCCUGGGCCAUAUUGGAGACGGCAACUUCCACGAGAGCAUCAUGUACAACGGCAAAGAUCCCAAGGAGCGUGCAGCUGUUGAGAAGUGUGUACACGACAUGGUUGAACGCGCUCUUGAGAUGGAAGGUACUUGCACCGGCGAACACGGCAUUGGUUUGGGAAAGAAGGCGUCUCUGCAGAAGGAGCUCGGAUUGGACACGAUCAACGUUAUGAGGAGCAUCAAGAGCGCGCUUGAUCCGUAUUGGCUCAUGAACCCGGGAAAGAUCAUGGAUGCAAAGGCUUGA